CAUGCAGCGGUGUCGCACAAUCUGCGCCUAAUGGUCAACCCUUUCGUGUCGAUGAGGAACAAAGAUGAUAUAGGAAUGAGGUCAGCAAGUACUAGAGGACUUGGAAGCUGAUAACAGAGCUGGUAUGGUCGCUUGUUUACUUCACCUGGGCACGGGAUAUACAUCAAGUCUUCUAGUGUCUAAAGAGAGGCCCGAAGGAUAAAUAUAGUUCGCGAGGAGCCCGGUAUGGUUGUUUAGCCGAUGGUGCAUAGGCUCAGAAACACAUGAGCGAAUGCAACCAAUGCAUAUUUCCAGCGGUUGCAAUAUUGGAUAACGAGCGAUUGAAGCACCGCAUAGCUACUCCGUAAGUACUACUCCAGAUGCCUGGAUGGACGGAUCCAACAGAACAGGUGAGCCGCAAACGGCAUUUGGACACGUGAUGUUGAAAUUGCCCCUUUGCGGCCAGAAAAUGAAGGCUACAACUUUCCGGCCUGUCAGCGCCGUCAUGUCCUCCCACUUUUCCGCCUCCUUUUCCAGAUCAAUUCAGCUGUUUCUUUUCUUUCUGGUCGUCGAGUUAACGAAAGGAACUUCCGAGAGUCCACUCUCUUUUAUAUUGUUUUAAUAUCCUCAUUUAUUCUUUCUGUCUUCGAUGCCAUCGUGGCCUUAAUUGUUGAACCCGCCGUCGAUCUCGAAUCCAUCUGAACCAACGAUCGGAGUUCCAUUUCACAACACGUAUUGAACUUUUGAUUGCUCUUCAAUAACCACCAUUCUCUCGUCGAGUUCAUUUUUAAUAUCAUCUUCGCAACCUACAAAUCACAGCCUGUCAAUUCUAUAACAUGAAGCUCCCCUCCUCGUCGCCCCUUAUCUUCAUUUUGCUCCCUGCCAUCGCAACGGCGCUCGCGGACUCAGCAAGCAAUGAAAACGCGAAGGAUUCCGUCGCUGUGGGACGCGACACUAUAAGCUCCAACACGAUCGUUCCAGACCUCGAUGAUCUUGCUCCCAAAGCUUCUCCGAAAGGGACGCUGGAUGCCCCGGUCGAUGGGAAAGAUGGCAGACCACAUGCUGGUCCAUGGGUAGAGACAAAUGCUGAGCGGGAUCGCCGGAAAUCUGGUACCGUGACAACGUCCGAUGAACAAAUUCGCUCAGACACAAACCUCGAUUAUGAUGGAAAACCAAUUCCCUAUUCGAAUGAUGGUGUGAUGGACGACCGUAACAGGGCGGCUCCGAAGGAAGGGACUCGCGGAACGGAAGGCGGCGUAUCGGAGAAGCUCAAGGGACUCGAAUAUGGGGACAAGUCCCCAGAUAGCCCGAAAGAGGCGCCUCCUUUGCCGCAUAGCGAAGAACAAAAGCUUCCAUCGACUGGAGCUGACAGCGUGACGAAGGACACAAAGGGUUCGAGCGCCGACUCGAACCUCGGUGUUCUCGAGAAACCUGCAGAUCUGCCAGACAAACCACACGAUAUUCCACCUCCCAAACCUCCCGCAUCUUCCAAGGAUAGCCCCGUUGGUUUCGACAAAGAAGGUUCAACGUUACCUGCCAAUGAUCUUCCUCAGGACGCUUUCCAUUCGCUCCUAUUUUCCUUCACCAUGAUUAUUGUAUCUGAAAUUGGCGACAAAACAUUCCUUGUGGCCGCUCUCAUGGCGAUGCGACAUCCACGACUCCUCGUUUUCUCCGCUGCAUUCUCUGCGUUAAUUGCCAUGACCGUUCUUUCCGCUGUCCUAGGACACGCUGUUCCUACGUUGAUUCCUAAGACUUUUACCAAGUUCUUGGCAGCUGUGCUGUUUUUCAUCUUCGGUGCGAAGAUGUUGAAAGAAGGCCGGGAAAUGUCUCCCGACGAGGGUGUGGGCGAAGAGAUGAGGGAAGUCGAAGCCGAGCUGGAGGAGAAGGAGCACGAGCAACUCCGCAUGAGCCGCCGCCGUUCCUCAGUCACUCCUCAUUCUUUGGAAGCUGGACGAUUGGGGCGCAAGUCGCGGUCUUCUGCGAACCGUCUUCCUUCUCCUCCUGAGAGCCUAUCCUCGUCCUCUUCUCGCGGCUCAUCUCCCCGCCCUACUCAACGUUGGAAUGACAUGCUUGUCGGCGUGAACAACCUGUUUUCCCUUCUCCUGAGUCCUGCCUGGGUGCAAACUUUUGUCAUGACCUUCCUCGGUGAGUGGGGUGAUCGCAGCCAAAUCGCAACCAUUGCCAUGGCCGCGGGACAGGACUACUGGUGGGUGACUGUUGGUGCGAUCAGUGGACACGGCAUUUGCACGGCUGCUGCUGUCAUUGGAGGCAGUGCUAUCGCUGGUAAAGUGAGCAUGCGUGUUGUUACACUUGGCGGCGCUGUUGCUUUCUUAGUCUUCGGUGCCAUCUACCUUCUAGAGGCGUUGUUUUGGGAUUAGUAAGAUUGGGGCGAUGUAAUGCUUAGACUUGCUGCUGUACAGUACGGGAUCCAUAGGCUUUAGCGGUUACAUCUCUUCAUACUACUUAAUAUUGAUGACUGAGAAGAAUAUGACCUUGCUUUGAAG
Aspergillus calidoustus is the source of this 2483-nucleotide messenger RNA. Lineage: Eukaryota; Fungi; Ascomycota; Eurotiomycetes; Eurotiales; Aspergillaceae. The record is from the annotation of a GenBank genome assembly.